This is a messenger RNA of Medioppia subpectinata, 712 nucleotides long. The record is from the annotation of a GenBank genome assembly. Lineage: Eukaryota; Metazoa; Arthropoda; Arachnida; Sarcoptiformes; Oppiidae.
ACUCUGAGUGCUGUUCAGUGUUGUCAACAAAUGCCAGCAUUUAUUCAAAUCGUUAUUAAUUUUGUAAUCAAUUAAUUGUCAACAGAUUUGCAAUUAUUUUCUGUAUAUUAAACACACGUUUGAAUCGCAUGUGAAUCGCGUUAUAGUAUAUAAUAGGCACUCAUUUAUAGGCUUUUCAGUGAAUAGUGUUUGAAAUUGCGUUAUAUUUGGCGCUAAAACACAUGUAAUCACCAAAAAAUCAUUCAAUGUUUUCGUCAAUUAUUUUUCAGUUUUGAUUGAGUUGUCGCUCACCGGCGAAGACCGCAUCGAUCACCGCAACUGAUCCACUGAUUGGCCGGCAAUGGGUUCGCUUCAGGACAGCGAUCUGUUGACGGACACGAAGAUAGCCAUUAAGUCGCUCGUCAUCUCCAGUCCAUUGGGUAUCUCUUUGACAAAGUUGUGCCGCGAUUUCGAGGAUAUCGAAGGCAAAGAGGUUCCGUACAAAGAGUUGGGUUUCGAUACUCUGACGGCUUUAUUGAAGUCGAUGACAGAUAUGGUUCGGCCCAUCUUUGACGCCAACCAAUCGGUGACUUUGUUCCCAGUGGUGGACGACUCGACGGCACACAUCACCGAUUUGGUGGCCAAUCAAAGCACGAAACGGCUUCGAGCGCGAAGUGCCAAACAAACCGACGACAUCGCAGUCGACGCCGCGGACACCGGCCGUCGCGUCUAA